Messenger RNA from Gadus chalcogrammus (walleye pollock), 2954 nucleotides. RefSeq lists its product as uncharacterized. Bases 687 to 1652 code for a protein of 321 amino acids. The transcript has 8 exons. The record is from RefSeq and is a predicted model, not a curated record. Lineage: Eukaryota; Metazoa; Chordata; Actinopteri; Gadiformes; Gadidae.
AUCAGACUGCUUUUUGUGUGUGUGGGGUGAGCAUUGUCUUUGUGUGGCGGCGGCUGUUCGCUGGUGUUUGUUGUGCGGGUCAACGCCCCCUAGUGGCGGACAUCAGACGGUGGCGGCCGCUAAGGUUACAAUGUCACCAAAUACACUGGAAGAAUUAGUAGCUUCUGGCUAAAUAUUUACUAUGGUAUAAUAGGCACAUGGGCCCAUACAAAUAAACCCUUUCUACUUAAACCUCACUUUGCACCACAGCACUCGACGCAUUUUCUGCAGGAAAUCUUUUGUAGUUUGGCAUCAUUAUUACAUGCAUUAUUAUUUCGGCACCAGCAUGAAUCUAUGGUAGACUGUGAUCUAUCAUCACAGUCUACCAGAAGGACACGUUGGAUACAUUGAUUAAUGCAAUUACUUUAUGUGUUUAACAAAUGAACCACGAUCCUUUAAACAAUGUGCCUUGCACAAGCAGAGACGUCAUUUCGAAUGGUGGCGGACUUGAACUACAGAGCGGGGCUGUAGAAGACACUUCAGUACACACUAGUGCACAUAGGAACGACGCCUGGAAAUCAGAGCAACUAUGAAUGCGGAACUGAAACCUACGCGAAUAUAGACUUCGCCAAAUAUAAACCGAAACUAAAAUAUGUAGUGGGAAGAUGCAGUAACAAAGCCUGCACUCUACAUAACUUUUAGGGAACAUGGACGAGAUAAGACCGCUGUUGGACAACUCGCCAGCAGAGGGCGCAGAUGUUCCACAUCUGAACCUGAGGCCGAGGCACCAGGAGUUGAUCCCGACACCAUGCGGCCCGAUCAAGCCCUGGGCGGAGCUGAGCCGAGCGGUGCAGCUGUACUUCUGCUUCACGCUGGCCUCCAUGUGCGUGCUGCUGGGCCUCACUCUGGCCAGCUUCUGCGGACAGUACGACGCCCUCCUGGAGCAAGACUUGGGCGUCUCCCUCAUCCAGCUGGUGGGAAUCUUGUUCUGCGUGUACUACGUGGUGCGGGGCGUACUGCAGGAGAACAGACAGGAGCUGUGUGCCUUCCUACUGAGCGUGCUCACUCUGGUCCUCCGCUCAGUGCUCAACUACAGCCUCCUGCCGCACCAGGAGCAGCAGAAGCUAAUGUUGAGGUUUGUGUGCAUACUGUGUGUGGGCGUGGUCCACGUCGUCUGCACCUGCCUCCUCAUCGGCGCGGCUGAUAGGAUGGCCUUUCGCGUGGGCGGGGCCUUGGAGAGCGUCCAAGAGCGGUACUUCCUGCUAAACCUGUGCUUCUCCAUGGUGACCUUUGACCUGCAAGCUCAGCUGUGCUUGUGUAUCUUGAUGAUAUCGGGGAGCGAAGCCACGAACCUCAGGGACAGCAUUCUGAUCGGCUGCGCCUGCAUCUUCUGGUCAUGUCUCACUACUGUAGUCGGCGGUGUUGCUCUUUUGAAAAAAGCCCGAGUCUUGGUUUUGGUAUUCCUCCUCCUGAACAUUCCAGAAGUGGUGUUUUUCAUCUAUCUCAUGUUCACGGUCAUCAGCAGGUGGCCGGCAGACAGCGCCGGCCCCCACACGCUGGUGGGGGCCCUGCUCUCCGUGGGGAUCAAGAUGGCGCUCCUGGGGGCACUCGGCCGUCUGGACAAGCACUUCCGUCAGGGCCUGUGGGGCGCGGAGCCUAUAGCUGCCGGCUGAAGCAUUAGUUACAAAUAUACAUAUUUUUUCCAUCAUUUUCCUAUUAAGUACAUAUCUAUAUAUAUACACCUGUAUCGAUAUAUCUCUAUAUAUAUAUAUAUAUAUUUGAUAUACAUGUGCACUUUUGUGGCUAAUAUUUUGCCUAACGUUUUUCUUCCCCGGACUUCAGCCUACUGAAGUUUCCGAGGUUCAAGGAGAUGGUCGCUAGAUAGCCCCGGUGUUUAAACCAACCAACCUGUACUAUGUCCGGUCACUGCCCUGCGCCGUCCACUACGCACUCAGACAAGCCGCUCGGUGCUCUCCGGUUUGCCUCGUGCGUCGGCUGUUACUACUGACGACUGUCAUCCAAAGCCAUGUACAGAGCACUUUUAGAACUGGGGAUACAGGUCAUCCAUGAGCAGGUGGCUAAAGCAUCUUACUAAAAAGGACAUUGGGAUUAAAAUUCAGUUCCUUUAAUGUACAGUAUUAAUUGACCGUGUCCUUUGUAACCCGUUAACUGACCGUCACCAUGGAAACCUGUUUACUGACCGUCUCCAUGGAAACCUGUUAACUGACCGUCUCCAUUGUAACCUGUUAACUGACCAUCACUAUGAAUAACCUGUUUAUUGACCGUCUCCAUGGAAACCUGUUUACUGACCGUCUCCAUGGAAACCUGUUAACUGACCGUCUCCAUUGUAACCCGUUAACUGACCAUCACUAUGAAUAACCAGUUUUUGACCGUCUCCAUGGAAACCUGUUGACUGACCGUCUCCAUGGAAACCUGUUUACUGACUGUCUCCCCCCCCCUUCCCCCCGAGCUAGAGCUGACCAGAGACACCUCUUCAUCAGGAGGGGGUGGGGAAAGUCAAACAAAGUGUUACGUGCAAUAGUAGCUGCUGCUUGCGUUGACAACUGGUGUUUCUUGUGCAGGACGCAUCGAGAUGAAAAUUUACAAUUGUAUUAAAAUACCUUUUUCUUGUCAUGACUUUUUUUGGUAUAUUUUUUUGAAACACUGUUAUGGAAUUAGCACAAACUUUAGUUAUUUUUACUUCAGCAAUCUCGAAGAUUUUCAUUGUGAUGGAUGCAUGUUAAGUUACCAACUAUUGCCAAAUAAAGUCCCUUCACCAAAGGGAUAGCCAGAGAGAACGUAACGGAAAUCUUCGAGAUUUCCAAUUUAACUUUAUGUUUUAAUUUAAACAAAAACGACUUUAAUCAGAAGAUUAUUAAUGUUCUGCAAAUUGGAAUCAAUAAUAAUGUAACGAAUUUUGUUUACAACAUUUAAGCAAAAGUGUACAAUGAAACACAUACAUACAUUUCCAUGUU